AUGGAUGAAGCUGUCAUUGGUGAAUCAUGUCAGGGUCAAAGCGAGCAACGUCGACAGCAUCCUUCAGUGUCAGCUUGCCUUAUUACAUCGCUCGAUGGUUUUCAUUACUGUACCACCUAUUGGACACUUCCUUUUAUUUGCAUCCGUGAAGUACAAGGCAACAAGUUCUAUACCUUUUGGGUGAUGUACUACAAGCAAGAAGCAGCAAUGAGCAACAGAGCCCACAUCUUUAGUGUCAACAACAUUUACUUGAUCCUUGGUGUUCUCGUUGCAACAAACAACAAUGUUACGUCUUCUUUUGGUGCUGUCAAGGUGUAUCCAUCUCUCAUGGCAUUCAUCAUCAAGUAUCAGCUUGGAGAAACGGCUAUCAGAAUUGGUCACUGUGUCGACAUCUCUAGCAAGGAAAUGUGUUCGAUUACUGGUGGCAUCAAGUAUCGUGGAUUCUCAUACGACACUGGCUAA
Lichtheimia ornata is the source of this 462-nucleotide messenger RNA. RefSeq lists its product as uncharacterized. The transcript has 4 exons. Bases 1 to 462 code for a protein of 153 amino acids. The record is from RefSeq and is a predicted model, not a curated record. Lineage: Eukaryota; Fungi; Mucoromycota; Mucoromycetes; Mucorales; Lichtheimiaceae.